CGGAUUAGAUUUUUGCUUCCCCCACUCCACUCCUACUCCAUCCUCACUCUCUGCUGAUGUCUGUUUGUGACUGUAUGUAGGUCAAUCCAAAUUCAUAUCACAAACACACAAGUAAACAAAAAAAUAUCUUCUUCUUCUUCUUCUUCACAUAAACCCUAAUCUCAAUAAUACAUGCAUUAGUCGAUUGCGAAUAUUCAUUCAUUCUCCAUGGACUUGCGUCUGCAAAAUACACGCUGCAUUUCAUCCUCAUUUCGUCGUUCGGCACUGCUUCCUCAUCCUCGGCCUGCCAUUGGACUUUCCUUCUGCAACAAGCCUACAAAUAACCGGAAAUGUAGAAACAUGUGCGCUGCUUCCAAUUCUGAUACAAUUGUGAAAUCGACUGAUAUUACAAGCAAAAUUGAACAAGAGCACGCUGAUUUGAGGUCUUGGAUGGAAAGGAACGGACUCCCCCCUUGCAAAGUCAUGCUUAAAGAUAGGCCUUCUCAUGAUUCCAACCUCCAGCCUAUUCACUAUGUAGCUGCCAGCCAAGAUCUUCAGGAAGGUGAUGUAGUAUUUUCUAUCCCUAAUUCAUUGGUGGUGACGCUCGAAAGAGUUCUGGGAAAUGAGAGUGUUGCGGAACUUUUAACCACAAACAAGUUAUCAGAGUUAGCCUGCUUGGCACUAUAUCUAAUGUAUGAAAAGAAGCAAGGUAAAAAGUCUUUCUGGUAUCCAUAUAUUAGAGAACUUGAUCGUCAGCGAGGUAGGGGGCAGUUAGCUGUGGAGUCGCCACUUUUAUGGUCAGAGGCUGAAUUAGAUUACCUGACAGGAAGUCCGACAAAGGCUGAAGUUUUCGAGAGGUCUGAAGGAAUCAAGAGAGAGUAUAAUGAGCUUGAUACUGUCUGGUUUAUGGCUGGAUCAUUAUUUCAGCAAUAUCCAUAUGAUAUCCCUACGGAGGCUUUCCCUUUUGAGAUUUUCAAACAAGCUUUUGUUGCAGUUCAAUCCUGUGUCGUUCAUUUGCAGAAAGUCAGUUUGGCGAGGAGAUUUGCAUUGGUUCCCCUAGGACCUCCAUUGUUGUCCUAUAGAAGCAACUGCAAAGCAAUGUUAACUGCUGUUGAUGGAGCUGUGCAACUUGUCAUCGAUCGUCCAUAUAAAGCUGGGGAUCCUAUUGUUGUCUGGUGUGGGCCACAGCCUAACUCAAAGUUACUCAUAAACUAUGGUUUUGUUGACGAAGAUAAUUCUUAUGAUCGUUUGGUGGUGGAGGCUUCUCUGAAUACCGAGGAUCCUCAGUAUCAGAAUAAGAGAUUGGCUGCUCAAAGAAAUGCGAAGCUAUCCGUGCAAACAUUUCAGAUCGUUGUGGGCAAGGAAAGAGAGGCUGUGAUGGACAUGCUUCCUUAUCUGCGAUUAGGAUAUGUUUCUGAUCCUUCAGAGAUGCAAUCUGUUCUAUCUUCUCAAGGUCCAAUAUGUCCGGUGAGUUCCUGCAUGGAACGUGCUGUUCUGGACCAACUUGCUGGGUAUUUUAUAAGUAGACUUGCUGGUUAUCCGACUACACUUACUGAAGAUGAGACUUUGCUUGCAGAUAGUAACUUGAGUCCAAAACAACGAGUAGCAACACAACUUGUCAAGUCGGAGAAGAAAAUAUUAAAAGCAUGCCUGCAGGCAACAGUAGACCUGAUAAACCAGCUACCUGAUUUCUCUAUAUCCCCCUGUCCUGCUCCUUAUGCCCUAAAUCUGAAAUGAUUUUUCUAUCUCCAUUAUGAUCGUUUACUGCUGGCCUUGAGAAUAUGAGAUAUUGGUACAAAUGGAUGUCAAUUGAUGAGGUUGGUGAAGUAAAGGUGGAUCUCAUUAUCAGGAGAUGAAUGCUACUAUAAGUUUCUGGGGCAAUCUUCUUAUCAACAAAAUAGGAAAGUUUGCAUUGCAGUAUUAUGUCCGUCCAUCUAUAUAUACCACCCCGAUCCCUAGUUUUAGAUUAAUUUCCAUCCGUUUUUCACAUUUUUGUCGAUUAUAAAAUUGUAGAGCAAUUGAAUUGUGUUGAAAUAUGGUAUGAUUUGAAGUGUUGAAGGCUUUUGAAGAAGCAAGUGAAAGA
Messenger RNA from Erythranthe guttata (spotted monkey flower), 2062 nucleotides. RefSeq names its product Rubisco methyltransferase family protein. Lineage: Eukaryota; Viridiplantae; Streptophyta; Magnoliopsida; Lamiales; Phrymaceae. Gene Ontology annotation, cellular component: chloroplast stroma. Gene Ontology annotation, biological process: peptidyl-lysine monomethylation. Gene Ontology annotation, molecular function: protein-lysine N-methyltransferase activity. The record is from RefSeq and is a predicted model, not a curated record.